Messenger RNA from Dicrocoelium dendriticum, 908 nucleotides. The record is from the annotation of a GenBank genome assembly. NCBI's taxonomy places the organism in Eukaryota, Metazoa, Platyhelminthes, Trematoda, Plagiorchiida, Dicrocoeliidae.
UGUGGAGGCUGAUUAGCGUGUACACGGAUCAUAAACCGCUCGGAUAAAUAGCCAGCAAACCAUUAACUAGUGUUCCUCGAUUUUUUGACAGGAUACUAAUCCGGCUCCAAAAAUACGACAUGGAUCUUGUGCACACCCCGGGGACGCAAAUGUUCAUCCCGGAUGUUCUGUUCCGAACUCAUCUUCCGAUAGCCGAAUACCAACAAAAAGAAAUCGAGACAGUAAAUCUGGCACAACAUCUGGAGGUAGCGGAAGAUUACCCGAAGUACAUAAAACGUCAUAUGGAGGCAGCUGUGACAUGCGUGUCAUUGCAAUAUGUGGUUUUGAGUGAAUGGCCAGAUACCAAGGGAAAACUUUCAAAGGAAGUAACGCUCUUUCUCUACUCUCGGAAUGAACUCACGGUAGGACGACUUGCCAUUCAAAAGAAAUCACAGUUUGACCCCACUGCCGUUUCGCAAAGAGAUGAUAGGACAUGCUCAUCGAGUCCAUUUGGGUGUUAACUAAACCAUUGUCAGAGUACGCAAACUGAUGUUUUGUCCCGGGAUGACGAGUCCAAUCCGAGAUCUAGUAGCAAGCUGUUCAAUCUACCGGUCACACGACGCUAGCCAAGCCAGCGAACCAAUGAUACUGCGCGAAAUCCUAGAUCGACCAUGGCAAAAUUUGCAGUUGACUUGUUCUGUAACAACGGGAAAAACCGCUUAAUCACUGUGGACUAUUACAGUGACUAUUUUGUGAUAGAUCCACUAAGGGCUACCUCCACGAAGUAAUCAUCAGCAAACUUACAUGUCAAUUCGCCAGGCACGGAAUACAGGAGGAACAGAUCUCUGACAAUAGUCAGCAAAUUACAAGUGCUGCGUUCAAGGCUUUCGCGAACAAGUAAAAAUUUUCGCAUCGACAAACCGUAUCCC